This is a messenger RNA of Closterium sp. NIES-67, 755 nucleotides long. The record is from the annotation of a GenBank genome assembly. Lineage: Eukaryota; Viridiplantae; Streptophyta; Zygnematophyceae; Desmidiales; Closteriaceae.
GCACCAUGACGCUUGCAGUCCAAUUCACCCACGUUUCCCGUCAGUUCGGCGAAGUGAAAGCCGUUGACCGGGUUUGCAUCGAUAUUGAGGACGGCGAGUUCUUUUCCAUGCUCGGCCCUUCCGGCUCGGGCAAGACCACCUGCCUGCGGCUGAUCGCCGGCUUCGAACAACCCAGCGCCGGCUCGAUCCGCAUUCAUGGUGAGGAAGCCGCCGGCUUGCCGCCGUAUCAGCGCGAUGUGAACACCGUGUUCCAGGAUUACGCGCUGUUCCCCCAUAUGAAUGUGCGCGACAACGUGGCCUAUGGCCUAAAGGUCAAAGGCGUGGGCAAGGCCGAACGGCUCAACCGCGCCGAAGAAGCCCUGGGCAUGGUGGCCUUGGGCGGUUACGGCGAACGCAAACCGGUGCAACUCUCCGGCGGCCAGCGCCAACGGGUGGCCCUGGCCCGCGCGCUGGUCAAUCGCCCGCGCGUGCUGUUGCUUGACGAGCCCCUGGGCGCCCUCGACCUCAAGCUGCGCGAGCAGAUGCAAAGCGAGCUGAAAAAGCUGCAACGCCAGCUCGGCAUCACCUUUAUCUUCGUGACCCACGACCAGACCGAAGCGCUGUCCAUGUCCGACCGCGUGGCGGUGUUCAACAAAGGCCGUAUCGAACAGGUCGACACCCCGCGCAACCUCUACAUGAAACCGGCCACGGCGUUCGUCGCCGAAUUCGUCGGCACCUCCAACGGGGGCUUAUAACAAUAAUUUUCAGGAUCCCCC